This is a messenger RNA of Nannizzia gypsea CBS 118893, 1164 nucleotides long. RefSeq lists its product as hypothetical. NCBI's taxonomy places the organism in Eukaryota, Fungi, Ascomycota, Eurotiomycetes, Onygenales, Arthrodermataceae. Bases 1 to 1164 code for a protein of 387 amino acids. The record is from RefSeq and is a predicted model, not a curated record. The transcript has 3 exons.
AUGGCGGCAGUAUCCUACCCAAUGUCUCCCGCGAGGCAGCCCUUUGCAGUCCUUGGUGAGGCAAGACUGCGGACAGCCAACAGCAUCAAAAACCAACAGAAUGGCGCGACGGCAAAGUCAUUGAAGCGUCGACUAGACAUGUCAGACACAGCAGACGCUGAGAAUAUCGACCCUCUUCUCAUGGGCUCUCCGUCCAAGCGCAACAAGGGUGGCAUCCAGGUGCACCAAGAUACCACCAUCACCACUAAUAAUACCAGCAAAGGCGCGAAACAGCAACUCGGAAUUCAUCCCUCCUGCGCGUCCAAUUCGCGGUCAGACGCCUCUCUCUGCUCCUCUCAGAGCACCAGCUGGCCGUUCUCCAAAGUCAAAGGCAAAGAGCGUGAAGGCCUUUGGGCGGCGGUAGCCUUGGCUUCUACCGCGUUGACCCUCCCACCACGAACAAGCGUAGCAUGGGCUCGGGUGCCCUUUUCCAUUGCCGAUGCGCUCAAUGGCACCUUCACCGUCUCUCGUCCAGUUGUCGAGUCAGCCUCAUCCACCACGGCAAAGACAAGACGCCCAAAGGCAUGGGACUUUGAAAUUCAUGCUGACACCGAACAGGAUGAGAUGGCAAACCUGAUGGAGCACUCGACUUGCGUUCUUGACAUCAGCGACGACGAAGAGAAGCAGGCACGCGAAAACAGAGGCAAGGAGAACAUUCCUCCCCCUGCUAGUGGGAACAACGAACCUUCUACUACCCAGCGGACAUCAGCCACUGCCCCUAGGAAUGUAGAAAUGGGAGAUGAGCCUCGUUCGCCUUUGGGUGAACUUGAUGUGAAGGCCUUCGUCCCUGAAGGCGAAGAUAUUAACGGUAUCGUUAUCAUCCCCGAGGACGAGGAUGACACGUCUGCUGAACAGAACCCUACCGUCGGCCCUACCGAGAAGUGCCUGGAUACCACCACAAAGCAAGAGUCUAAGCCUGUUGUUCAGUCAGAAUCCCUCUCCAAGACCAAGAUCUCCGCUCCGCUUGACUGCACUGCUCCAAAGAGCCAAGUUAAGGAGCCGGCCAAGAAGGACACAUCCGCCACCGAGAUAAAGAUCUGGGAGAGCUCAAGUGAACCUGAGGAGGCAUUUGCCACCGCGGAAUCUGAGCAGCCCGUUGAACCAACUGAUCCCUUGUCAUCCUAA